CUGUUUAAUUUCUUAGUAUUUUUAUUACUUCUUAAAAGUUGUGUGUAAUUAUAAUUAUGCAUUACUAAUUAACAAAAUAGAUGUGAGGUGAUGAUACAUAAUAAAUAAAGUGAUGAUCGAACUAUAUAUAUAUAUGUUAUCUUUUUGUUGUCAAUAAAAAAAGAAAACAAAUAAGGUUUGGUCUAGUCCUUAUACACUUCUUCAUGAAUAUUGCUUGGAAACUAAGGAGCAAAAUUUUAAAAUAUAGUAACCUAUAUGAUUUGGAAGCUCCCACUUUACCAAACCCACUAUUUAAACAUAAUUAGCUCUCUUCAAAAUCAAAACUAAUAUAUUUUAUAUAUAAUAUAUAUAUAGAGAGAGAGCUAGAGAGAGAGAGAGAGUGAGAAAGAGAUUAUUAAUUAAACUACCCAUCUUGGGGUUUUAUAAUAUAUCUACUCCUAUAUAUUUAUAUGCACAAAAAACACACAAGAGAUAUAACUUAUUAAAAUUUGAAGUGCUUAUAUAUAUAACUAAUUAUUUAUUUUAUUUAAUAUCAAUUAUAAUUUUCAUUAUAUAGGUGGAUUAAUAGGAGGCAGCAGGCAUGAUAGUAUCAAAUAAUAAUAAUAAGGGAAGCCCAAAAAAACAAGAAGUGAGUAGAGAGAAUAAAGAUCAGAAGAUCAUAAUGAGUAGUAGUAGUGGUAGUAGGCCGACAAGCCCGAGGUUGAAGCUGUCAAAACACUUGAAGAGAAUCUACCCAAUUGGGCUUCAGAAAAGCUCAUCUUCUCUUUCCCUCUCCUCAUCCUUGUCCUUGUCUCUAUCGGAAGACAACUCCAACGACAGCUCUUCUCUUAAUGAUUUCGGUUCUCCCAUUGAUCACAAGAUUUCUUUGGCUCUCCGGCUCCUCGCUCCUCCUUAUGGCCGGAGAAGAGAAUUAGUUCCAUCUCCCAAAAAUGUUCAUGAACAUAAUCAUGCUGAUAUGGACCCAUCCGAGUGGAAGAGGUGCAACUGGAUUACUAAGAACAGCGAUAAAGUUUACGUAGCAUUUCACGACGAGUGUUGGGGGGUUCCUGUCUACGAUGACAAUCAGUUAUUUGAGCUGCUUGCAUUGUCUGGCAUGUUGAUGGACUACAAUUGGACUGAAAUUCUCAAAAGAAGGGAGUCACUCAGGGAAGCUUUUUGUGGGUUUGAUGUAAGCAGCGUUGGAAAAAUGGGUGAAAAGGAAAUUGAAGAGAUGUCAUCAAACAAAGCAAUCAUGUUGGCUGAAAGCAGAGUGAGAUGCAUUGUAGACAAUGCCAAAUGCAUAUUAAAGGUUGUUGGAGAAUUUGGAAGUUUCAGCAACUACAUAUGGAGUUAUGUGAAUCAUAAACCAAUGAUAAACAGAUACAAGUACCCAAGAAAUGUUCCUCUAAGGUCACCAAAAGCAGAGGCCAUAAGCAAAGACAUGUUGAAACGUGGGUUUCGGUUUGUGGGUCCAGUCAUUGUGCAUUCCUUUAUGCAAGCUGCUGGCCUCACUAUUGACCAUCUUGUCGACUGUUAUAGGCAUUACGAAUGUGUUAGCCUUGCCGAAAGGCCUUGGAGGCACAUUUAAUAACUUACCUCUCACUUCUCAUCCUAAAAAUAAUCAUAUAUUUUCAUGCAUAUAUAUAUAUGUAUGUGCCAGCCAGUAUUAAGUUUUCCAAAUUUCCUAGUAAUAAUUUAAUCCAUCCCCCACACCCACACACAGUUAUUAUACUUCAUCAUCACUAGCUUAUACAUAUACAUUAUACAUAUAUAUAUAUGAUAUAUCACUCAUAUUAUUAUAUGUGUAUAUAUAUGAAUUAAUGGAAGAAAAAAGAAAUAAUUAAUUAAUAUAUAUGUAUGUAUGUAAUUUAGGAUUUAAUAAUAUAUUUUUUAAAGCGAUAAAGAUGUACGUACAAUUGUUUUACUGUACAUUUGUAUGAAUAUGAUCGGCCGUCAUGUGGUCCUGCUGGUUUGAUCAUUUCUAGCUUUUUGUCUCUUUUUGGUUGUCCAAUAUAUCAUGAAUUCAAGAGUGGUUUUUUAUAUGAGAUAUUUGUAACUAAAAUAUAUAUAUAUAUAUAUGAACAGAGAUUAUUAUAAUUAUUCUAUAUAGUGAUGUUAAACAA
Messenger RNA from Cannabis sativa, 2102 nucleotides. RefSeq lists its product as uncharacterized. Gene Ontology annotation, molecular function: DNA-3-methyladenine glycosylase activity. Gene Ontology annotation, biological process: base-excision repair. The record is from RefSeq and is a predicted model, not a curated record. NCBI's taxonomy places the organism in Eukaryota, Viridiplantae, Streptophyta, Magnoliopsida, Rosales, Cannabaceae. The transcript is spliced from 5 exons. The coding region runs from base 581 to 1567 and encodes 328 amino acids.